AGUCAAUCAACUAACCAGUCAAUCAGCCAAACAAGGAUUACGUGAUCGAAUCUAAACUAAAAGAGACCUAAAGACUUAAGUGUUACCAACAUGCGUGCUUCCGCCCUCUUUGUUGCCUGUGUGGCAUUAUUUGGCGCCGUCCAGGCUCGUCCUGAGCCACCAUCGCCCUAUUAUGGAUUACCCCAGCAGCAGAGCCAGCGCGCAUUGCCGCUAAAUGGUCAUCCCGCGUCGCCACAUAUUUAUCAGUCAUUGCCCCAGGAGCAAACAUUCGCCAACUUUGCUGCGCCUCAGGCUCAGCCACAGAUGAACUAUCUGCCACCUGUGCAGCAGCAACAGCCCCAACUGGAUGAACAGCUGGCACCAGCUGCUGAGCCACUGAAUGCAUACGAUGACUCCUAUAACAUGGCCCAUCGUCUGUCGGGUGUUCAACACGCCAGCGGUUACAACAACGCACCACAGGAGACCCGUGUCCAUAAGCACAUCUAUGUGCAUGUGCCGCCCAAGGACUUUGAGGAGGAGGAGGCUGUGGCACCACGUGUGCAUCAUGAGAUUGGACCCAAGCAGAAGCACUACAAGAUUGUGUUCAUCAAGGCACCAUCGGCACCAGCACUGCGUCCACCAGUUGUGCCACCACCACCACAGAACGAGGAGAAGACUCUGAUCUACGUGCUGCACAAGAAGCCCGAGCAGGAGCAGGAUAUUAUCAUUCCCACGCCACCACCCACUAAGCCAUCCAAGCCCGAGGUCUACUUCAUCAAGUACAAGACCAAGAAGGAGGAGGCUCCCGUCUAUGGACCCCCACCAGCUGACAUGGAACCUCGUCAGGCUACCGCCGAUGACUUUGCACCCAUGGCUGAUGUAUCCGAUAUUCUGCCCACCACCCUCGCCCCCGAGCCAGAGCCAGAACAGCCCGCUGCCCUGCCCUCAUCCAUCUAUGGCCCACCCACAGCACCCGCCUACACUGGCGAAGAGGUGCAGACCACUUUGGCAUCGCCAUCCAAUCAGUAUCUGCCCCCCGCAACAGCACCUGCCUCCCUGGCCAUCGAGGAACCCUCCAUGUCGCCCAUCAUUGUGGAGGACCCCGAGCAGCGUCAGCCCACUGAUGCGCCUGCUCCCGCCCAAUCUCAUGUGCCUGCUGCCAACUAUGGCCCUCCCAACCGCUUCUUCCUCAAGAAGCUCAAGUGAAUGAAGGCGCUGUUUUAGCGAAUUUCCUACUUAGUCUAAAUGGCAUGCCACCUACGACACGCCCACACACUCACACUCACACCUACACACGCACACCCACGCACAUCUCGUUUGUUAUAUUUUCCAUAAAAAAAAUUGUUAAAUUGUUUUGUUAAAUCUUGUAGACAAUAAAAUUCGAAUUUACUAAAGUUAA
This is a messenger RNA of Drosophila innubila, 1378 nucleotides long. RefSeq names its product early nodulin-75. Bases 91 to 1185 code for a protein of 364 amino acids. Lineage: Eukaryota; Metazoa; Arthropoda; Insecta; Diptera; Drosophilidae. The transcript is spliced from 2 exons. The record is from RefSeq and is a predicted model, not a curated record.